UGGGCGUAUUUAUGAGAGGCGCAAAUAAAUUAUAGAUUGCAAUUGAAUUUAAUCAUAUUGGGCCUACAAUAAUUGGAAAACCCGCUACGAGAAUUGCGCCAAUUUGAAUGUGUAAAAAAAAGAAAAAAAAACAAAUAUGCCAGACUCGUAAAAUAGUUGUUGGACGCAAUUAUCAGUCGCAGAGUUCGCAUAGUUUAUUGUUUGCCACCAAUAAAUUAAACACGAAAAUAACAUUAUUCUAUCAAUCUGAUAAGCGCAACGUACAAACUCAACAAGGUAUAUACAAACUUGACGAAUAAACUCUGCUCGAUUUUGGGCCACAAUGACGGAGCAUCUGUCGUCGGUCAUCAGUAGCCAGCAGAGAGUCGUCGACUACGGCAGCACGUCGAAAGCCCGCCUCAGUCCGGAUCCGCAAGCACGUGCUUCCUUUGUGCUCGCCAGCGAAUCUCCGCCGUCCGUUAAACGUUAUUCGAGAAUGCCGCACAAUAAGCUUAAGGGUGAAUCCCAGCAGCCGCUCGAGCGGCUGGAAUACUUUUUGAAUGUGCUGAAUCAGAUGUGCAUCGGAUUCGUGACCAUCUAUAUGUCGUAUAUCACGCUGCGCACGAACCUGGCAACAACCCACCUGCACGCCUGGCUGGUUACGAUUGGCUUCUCCUUCUUCAUGGCCGAGGGCGUCAUGGUGCACUAUGGCGGCAAUGUGCUGACCAACAGCUACAAGCGCAGCACUCAGACCACGAUACACUGGGUCCUGCUGACCCUGGGCGGGGGCUGUGGUGCCGCCGGCGCCUUGAUCAAGAUGAUUCAGAAGGGAUUCCUGCUGCAGACCACGCACGGCCGUUUGGGCAUAACGGCCUUUGUAUUGUGCCUGCUGGCCAUGAGCUCCGGAUUGGCAGCUCUCUGCUCGACGCGCGUCAAGAAGCUGAUCACGCCGCUUUUGAAUAAGGCUUUCCACAAUUUCGUGGGCUUCGCCUGCUUUGUCAUCGCGCUCGUCGCCCAGUAUUACGGCUAUCAGACGGGCUACUUUAAGGCCCGCGUCGAAACGGACUUCCAAAUCCUGAUGAAGUGCCUGACGCUCGUCUCGCUCGUGCUCUCCAGCUAUGGCCCCAUCAAGGGACUCUAUCAUAAAUUUAAGGCCAUCUCGGGGCAGUACUAAUCAAGAGCUUAUACUCCCCGAUCUAUAAUUACGUACGGACAGUCCUCUGCCCUGUAAGAAAUUCCCAUAAUUUCGUGAAAUCCCCAACGAGACACUUUUGCACUUUAUGCCGGGCCAAGCAGGGCAGUUGGAAUUCCGCCUCAUUAAAAAUUAUUAUUUUCAAAUUCUAGAUAAGGUUGUUGUGCCUCGGCCUCCGGCUGGGCACGUACGGCAACUAAACUUACGGAUUUAUUUUGUCAGAUCCUUAGAUAGUUAAGACCCACAUUUGAUACGAUUUGCUGUGAAUCAUUUGGAAUUUAGAUAGCAACACGUCAAAAAUGACGUAGGACAUAAAAACGAGUGAGUCAGAGCAAAAUAUUAAAAUUGAAAAGAAAAAAAACUACAAAAUUA
Messenger RNA from Drosophila novamexicana, 1543 nucleotides. Its product is annotated as cytochrome b561 domain-containing protein 2. Gene Ontology annotation, molecular function: transmembrane monodehydroascorbate reductase activity. The transcript has 4 exons. Lineage: Eukaryota; Metazoa; Arthropoda; Insecta; Diptera; Drosophilidae. The coding region runs from base 323 to 1153 and encodes 276 amino acids. The record is from RefSeq and is a predicted model, not a curated record.